ACUAUUUGCUAGUUUUGUCUAUAUUUUAAGGAAAAAUAGUUGCAUUAUACAAAUUAAUGUAUGUUCUUUCAGGAUACAUAUAUAUGAAAUGAAAACAACAGUGAGAAAAAGAAGAUAUAGGAAGAAAAGGAAGUCUUGUUUCCAGAAUUAAUAAUUAAAAAUGGUUGCCAAAAUAUAAACUUUUAGGAAGAAAACACAGACUUUAUAGUCUCCUGUGUCUAUUCUGGUGAUGAAUUUAUUUCUGAGACCCCUCAUGUCUACACUGCACACGAGCAGACAAGUCAGCCUGGUCCAAAAAACUUUGUAAUAUGAGUAAGGCAAAGAUUUUAUAUUCAAAUAAGAACAUUCUCAAUCUAAGUUAUACUGUAACACAUGCUAUUGCUGUUUGUCUUAGAAUAAAAAAGACAAGGCUGGGCCAAUGGCACAAGAGGAUACAAAAUUAUCGAUGUUGGUGUUUUGAAACGAGGGUGCCGAUAAGCCGUAAAAAGUGCGGGCGUUUUCAGGCGAGUUUGGCGUUUUGAAAAAAAUUCAAGUAUUCGCCCGAAAAAACCCGUUUUUGAUGGUUUUUGAAAAAGCUUACUUUAUAAAUAACUUAUAUAUAAACUUUAUUAACUCCUUUCUCAUCAAGCGCCUUCUUCCCAAGCAUCGUCCGCAUGGUUUGUUACAAGGAAUUGCAUUUCGGGAAUGUUCCGGGUGAGUUUAGGAAUGUUCUGGGUGAGUUCGGGAAAGUGCGGGCGGUUUCGGGGGACAACCGCCAAUUUUAGUUGAAAUAUCGCCUGAACUCCGUUUGUGACUUAUCGGCACCCUCUUGUUUUGAACAAUGCAAUUUUGUAAUAACAUUAUAUGUGGCGUUUGGGAAGGUGCAAAGAGCAAGUAACGUGAAAGUUCAGCACUAAAAGAAAUGGUUUAGCAAGUAAAUUAUCCCUUAAAUGAAGCAAUUGUAACAAAUAUAGCUACACCUUUUUUUGCUAGUAAAAAGGGGCCAAUCAACAAAAGUAUACCAAGCGUAUUAACAUAAAUCUGAAAUCUGUAUAUGCCCGCCAAACAUUUAGACAUGCUGGACUACAACGUUUCUGUUCUAAUAUGGACUCAUGUACUGCCUCCAUUAUAUAAUGGUCCAUGUCAAACAAUUUUAAAACAUUUAAGCACCAAGGUAGUUGAACUUGCUGAAUUUGUUUCACGAUAUUAACCAAUUGGAAAAUUGGACUCAGACAUCAUUCUUUUAUAAUUCUAUCAGAAAUACCUGUUUAUAAAAUCUAUGUGAUAAUUAUAUUGACAGCACUAGGACACUCCAAGGAACUUUUGUAAGGUUUUUUAGACUUUCACUCCAGUACAUCUUUAUUUUUUCAUAGUCAAAGUUUUUAAACACAAUUUUCUCUGUUUUCCGGAAUUAGGGGGUGAAAAAGUCUGCAAAUGAUUAAAACCAAACGGGUGGUUUAUUUUUUUUUUCAAUUUUGUAUAUUGUUUUCUGAUGUUAUUUGACACAAAACGACUAUCUCACUUUUUUGAUUUUUUCUUUUUUUGAUUUUAUAUUUUAAAAAACAGAUUUUUGGAAUUUUACCCCCUGGACGGAAAAAAUUCAAAAAAAUAAGACAGUCAUUUUGUAUACUUUUUAUUUUAAAGCAACUUUGCAUAGUUAUUUUAUUUAUAAAAUGUUGAUUUUGUUAGUAAUAAUCUGCAGACAAUUUUAGUCAUUUUAACUUUAUCAGCCUAACCCCCGUCUCCAAUAUUACUUUUUGGAUUUUUUUUUCACUUUUCCAAAAAUUUGGUCAAUAAUUUUUAAUUUUGGAAAUUUCAAUUAUAUAUGUUUAAGUUAUCAUGUGUAAUCACAGCUGAUUGUAUAAAAGGGAUUUUUAGAAAAUUUUGGUGUUUGACCACCUUAAGUCUAUGGUAUUCUGAAUGAACGAAGUGCAGAAAUACUAAACUGUGCCACCUACAAUUGUCUAGGAGUAAUUUUAUUUCUGAUACUUUGAAAUAAAUGUAUUUAAUCAAAAUAAAAUCUAUUUGUCACCAUUUAAAUCUAGUUUUGAGUUUAUAAGCAUUAUAGACAUAGUUACCACAUAGUUACCACAAUUUUGUGUUCUUUUAAUUUGCUAAACUUGAAAAUGAAACUUCAAAUGAUUAUGCACAAUAGAUUAUACUGAAUGUGAUUUUGCGAUAGAAAAACGAAACAAAAACAGCCUCAAAGUUGUUUUUGCUUACCUACUUUCGCAUGUUGCAUGUUGUUAAAUUGUUGAAAAUUAUAUUUACGAUUAUGUUGUUCUACUGGAAUUUAUGCCCCUUACAAUCCAGGCUGAGUUAACACCAUCUGACAUCACAAACCAACAAAAUAUAUACAAACCAAGUUGACUUUUGUUUGAUAAUGGUGAUUAAUUAAAUUAUGGCUUUUUGGGGGUCAAAUUUGCACAUAAUAAAAUGUAAAAUGUAAAUUUUUUUUAUGCCAUGUUUUUUUAUUUCAUAAGAACACAGAUAUUUUCAUAAUAGAUGUUUAUUCUGACAUGCAGGAUAUUGUUCCAAUGUUUUUUAUUUGUUUUGAUAUGAUAUAUAUCUUACUUUAGAAGAAAUAUAUGAAAAUUGGAAUGAGUAAUUUAGCAAGAGCAGUUAGAAACUCCUAUGACUCACUGACUCCUGACUUUCGUAAUAAAUUUGUUAAAAGUUGUUCUGUCUCAUCUUCAGAAAGAAAUUUCUUCAGAAAAGUUCAACAUGUUAAGAAGUACUAGAUCAACAAGAAGGAACACGCAUUCAGCCUUUGAAGAUGCAACAACCUGGAUACUAAACCAACAAGACAGACCAGAGUUGUUUGUGGCCUAUAUUAAUGAAUAUAUUGGGAAGGGUGUUUUUACUAAAGAAAAAAUUCCCAAGAAUACAUUUUUAGUCGAGUAUGCAGGUGAUUUAAUAACGAAAGAAGAAGGAGAAAUUAGAGAAAUCAAUUAUGAAAAGGAGGGUUGCUUCCUGUACUUUUUUGAAGAUAAUUUGCAAAAAUAUUGUAUUGAUGCUACAUAUUAUCAAAACAGAAUUGGCAGGUAUGUUAAUGACUCUCCAAAAGGAAAUUGCAAGGUUAGAAAAAUCCAUUACAAUGAUCGAAUACAUCUUUGUUUGUAUUCAACUGAAGAAAUCCCCUCUGGAACUGAACUCAGAUAUGACUACUGUGCUCCUAACUUAUGGUGGCGUCAGCAGAAUAAAAAGACGAAAAUGCCAUAUACGGUUGCUGAUUUAAAGGAUGCAGAAUUUCCUAGAAAGUUGACUGAUAUCUCUAAAUAUGAAGUUCUUGAUUUAAAUAUGUCAAUAAACCUGUCACACAAAAUUGAUGAAGGAAUGUCUGCUGUUGUAUAUAAAUUGCUACAGCCAAAUAGAUGUGCUGCUGUCAAGUGCUUUAAACAAAAAGUAAUGAAGAAGAAUUUAAUCAUUAUAGCUGAGCAGUUGUGUAAAUUGAAGCAUGAGAAUAUUGUACAAUUUCUUGGCUAUAGCGUUCACCCAUCUGCUUUCCUUUUUGAAUUUUGUGAAGUAUAUCUUGAAGGUGAGAAAGUGAACAAUUUGCGUCAGUUGUUAUCAAUACAUAAUAGCAAUGGUAAUUUUGUCUUUGAUGAAAGAUUAAAUUACAUUCAGCAAGCAACAAGGGGGUUGAUUUUUUUGCAUGAAAAUAGCAUAGUUCACCGGGAUUUUAAACCUAGCAAUCUACUAGUGACUAAUAACAAUAAACAAAUUCAAAUAAAAAUUACAGACUUUGAUGAAAUGGUUAUUUUGCAACAAACUAUCACAAGCACUAUCACUUUGAAUAGUCUUAAAGGCAUGACCCUUGCCUAUACAGCACCUGAAUUGUGUUCAAGAGCUGCAAAAAAGCCAUCAAAAGCAACGGAUACUUACUCCUUGGCUAUUUCAAGCUAUGAAAUAAUGUCUGAUCUUAAUUCUCCAUGGCAAGAUGUUUUACCUUUGCUAAAUGAUGGCUUGCUUUUACAAGCUCUAAAAGAAGAUGAAAGACCAGAUAUUAGCCAUGUGUCAAAUUUGUACAAUUUACCUGAGUGUGAAUUAGUCAUGGAUCUUAUAUCGAAAGCUUGGAGUCCUAAAUUUGAGGAAAGGCCAAGUACUGUGGAGUGUCUAAAUCUCUUUACUGAUGUGAGAAAUUCCCUGAAAGCAAGUAAUGUGGCAACGACUGUUCACAUUAAAUCUGAAGAAGAUAACAUCGAUUUUAAUUGUGUUGAGAGUUUUAAAGUAGUAGGUGGAAUAAUGGAGAUUACGCUGGAACCAGAUGAAAAGACACACACAAAUAAGCCUGUUGAGGAUUUUUUCACAGAUGAUUUACAAUUUCUAAUGAGUGAAGACGAGGAUCCUGCCCUUAGGUCCGACCUUAAGAACUGUAUAGAAAGUUUUCAGAAUAAAGAUGAAGAUCAAAACAAAGAUUUUAUUCUAAAAGACUGCGCACAGGUCACUUCAACACCUGAUCAGAAUAAAACGAAUAAAGGUGAAGACCAAAACAAAGAUUUUAUUCUAAAAGACUGCUUACAGGUCACUUCAACACCUGAUCAGAAUAAAACGAAAUUUUGCCGAAAACGUAAAAAUAAAUGGCGCUUAAAAAAUUUUGUUUUAAAGAACAGUAAGAGAAAGAUUAACAAUCUCAGCCAGGUGUCAUUGCUAAACGAUUCUGGUUUUAUGAUAGAUACUGAUGUGCAUGUUGUUGAUACAGACCAAAGUGCAUUGAGCGUAAGCCGUACUUCACUUACUUCGUCAAUUGAACAUAAAUCUGCACGGACAAUAGUAAAAAAGGUUCUGCAUUAAUUUAUCGCAUUUUAUUGAUAAUAAGUAUAUAAUAUUGUCAUUUUUUCAAAGAAAUGUAGACAAUUUUUCAGGGUUUUGGAAGGGUUGGUCUAUCAACAAAAGUUUAUAAGCGUAUUUUAAUCAAUUUUUAAAUUUUUGAAAAUUUCAAUUUCUGUGUACCUAGCCAUAUUUUCCCCCAGUAUAGUUUCUAUUUUACUGUUAAGGGUUGAAGUCCAUCGCGUCUGCUCAAAAUAUAUCAAACUAUCUAAUUAUUAUUUUAGUGGGUUUCGUGAAAUGUGUUAAAAAACCCGGGUUUUUUUCACGAAACCCUAAAAUUGUAGUAUUUGCAAAGUAACGCUUAUGUCA
Molecule: messenger RNA, 5118 nt
Organism: Hydractinia symbiolongicarpus
Lineage: Eukaryota; Metazoa; Cnidaria; Hydrozoa; Anthoathecata; Hydractiniidae
Exons: 20
Coding region: 2704-4773 (689 amino acids)
Biological process (GO): protein phosphorylation
Molecular function (GO): protein kinase activity; protein binding; ATP binding
Source: RefSeq, a predicted model, not a curated record